This is a messenger RNA of Fusarium mangiferae, 852 nucleotides long. RefSeq lists its product as uncharacterized. Lineage: Eukaryota; Fungi; Ascomycota; Sordariomycetes; Hypocreales; Nectriaceae. The record is from RefSeq and is a predicted model, not a curated record. Bases 1 to 852 code for a protein of 283 amino acids. The transcript has a single exon.
AUGCAAACCUUCAAGUCCCUCAUCCCCUUCCUCCUGACUGCCGGCCUUGCAGUCAACGCAGAGACAACCUCCUGCGUUACCUCAACCAAGACCUUUCCCACCAUCACUUCCAUCAUCGUCGAGCCGACCAGUACUUGGUCCGGCAACGGCACAGGUGUUGGUCCUCAUACCGUGUAUACUACUGAGUAUCACGAGUUCUGCUCCACGGGUCUGCGUCUGCACACGUACACCAUCACUGAGGCGUGCCACAAGGAAAAGUGUCAGCCUCGCACUACUGGUGUUCCGCCUGGGUUUACCUCAACUGUUACUGUUUGUAACUCUUGUGGUGAGAAGCCUGUCACUGCGACAUUGACUGUUCCGUGCUCUGAGGCUACUCCUACCAAGGGCACUGGCAAGCCGCAGUCUGAGCACUGCGAGACAUGCCACGAUCAGGGUAAACCAUCUGGAAAGCCUCCGGUUCAGCCACAGACUGUUCCGUCUAUCCCUGCUGUGAAGCCAGUCCCUACGGGCCCUCAGCCAGAGGAAUGCACCACGUGCAGUCCUGAGCCUCCAUCUGCUGCUCCUCCUCACCCUCCCAGACCAACCAACCCUGGCCAAGACAAGCCAGAGCAUCCCAACUCUCCUGCAUGCACCACUUGCAGCGGAACUGGACAGCAGUCCCAACCCCCUGCCUCCCUAACAACUUCUAUCGUACCAGGCCCCUCUGGAGAGAAACCGGCCACUAGCCCUACCGGCCCUGCUCCUGGAGAACCAUCUACUAUCACCGCUGGCGCAGCCAAGUCCUCCUACGUUGAGUUGGGGCUUUUGGGUAUCGUCGGAUUUGCAUUCAUUCUGUUGGGAGGUCUCCUGUAG